GAAGGUUUGGGGUAAAUUGGUGAUUAUUUCCAUGCAAGAUAUUCAUACUCUGCUCUCUCAAAGCUUCCUGUUGUCAGUGCAAUCCUUUCCUUGAGCUAUGUUCUCGUCCUUAGCGGGAAAAACGUCCUUAUUUCGCGUCACGCUCGUUGGAAUUGGCGGAGUGAGUUGUUGCUUGUUGUGGAAAAUUCAAACCAGAAAUUCAUCUGUCAAUGUAGUUCUGGCCAAAUCUACUGCCCAUCAUUCACAUGUUCAUUCGCAAACAAGGCGGAAAAGCAUGUUCGAACAAUUUGCUUCCAUUGAAUUCGAUGGACAGUACUUCAUGACUCCAGCUGACUUCCUGGAAUCUCUCACGUACAGAGACUUACCAGGGUGGAGUCGGAAAAGACCCUUAUCAGAAGCAGUUAUUUCACAGAUGGUGAAAAGUACACCUUCAAUUUCAAAAGGAUCCAGGAAAUUUUUUCGGACAUUGCAGGAUAAUGGAAUCAUCACUUUCUCUGAAUAUUUAUUUCUUUUGACCAUACUUACAAAGUCAAAAAGAGGCCUGGAAAUUGCUUUUAAGAUGUUAGACAAGGAUGGGAAUGGUCGGCUUACUAAGGAUGAGUUUUUUGUGCUUGAGGAGAUGGUCAAUAAAAAAUCAUCAGCAAAAUCCAUGGCCUUGCGAGAAAGUGAAAAGGAAAACGGUGAUUGCCGCAACAAUACCACACUAAAAAUGCACUUCUUUGGCUCCAGAGGAACUGGUCAACUAACUUUCAGCCAAUUCUCCAAGUUCAUGCAAGAUUUUCAGUUGGAAGUCUUUGAAAUGGAGUUUAUGGAAUAUUCAAGAGGAAUGCCGACCAUCCCAGAAGACAGUUUUGGUCGUUUGUUGUUGAGAAACACUUCGCUGGAGGAGGAAGAAAUCCAAAAAUACUUAGACAGACUUUGUAGCCGACUUAGGCAAAGAAAGGGCAUUACUCUGGAGCAGUUUCUUAGUUUUGGGAUGUUCCUUAACAAUUUGGAAGACUUCGCUUUGGCCAUGAGAAUCUACUCCAUUGCCGGACAAGCCGUUACUGAAGAAGAAUUCCAGAGAGCUGUUUAUAUAUCUACUGGGCAAAUGCUCGAUUCGUACGUGGUACACACAGUGUUUGAGCUGUUCGACAAAGACGGUGAUGGUAAAUUAAGUUAUGGCGAGUUUAUAGAACUGAUGAAGGACCGCAUCAACCGUGGAUUCAGGGUUCCUUCCUCCGAGAAAAGUGGCUGGCAAGGUUUCAAGCAGUGUGUGAAGAAAGAGAUGUCCUUGUGAAAAGACUUGGGUUGAUUAUUUCUGUUUAUCGAGGUUAGGAUGGCUGGCAAUGUUACAACUUGUACAUGAACACGUACGCAACGAUGGAGAUAAGUGCACACUGUUGUUGCGAAUAAUUUUCUGUAGUGCAGAGAAGAAAAAGGCGAAUAAACAGAACGUAAAAAGUACAGUUAAUGAGUGCUAGCGCAUUUUCAAAAAGUCGCUCGGUAUCUUCUGCAAGUUUGCACUUGAUCUGACACAUUUUGGUUUUCAACUGCAUCUCAUUUACUGUAUUCGACGAAUUAGAUAUCUUUCCCGAAUUAAUCAAGCGAAGCCGCAGAACGACGCACUAAAUGUAAAAUUGUCCCACAAUUAGCUGACAAUUACACUAGACUAUUAUUCACUGUAACUGUAUCAAUUAACCUUAGGUCUAAAUACGAUAAUUGUUUGGCCUGCAAAGUGAACAAUGGCGAUAUCAGACUCGUUCUUUUGCCAGGCGCUGUUUCAGUUACAUUGAAGUAACCUUGUUUGUACAAUUAGCAGUAUUUAACGACGUUUAUCCAGUAAUGAUGUUAGAAUCGGAGUGGUGCUAACUAGAGAGUGCUGACAAGACCCUCGCUAUGUUCCUCUCGAUGACAUCUGUGCUAAAUUACUACCGAGGAAAACAUUAUCGCUCUUGUCCGGAAACGAUUAGCAACCAUUAGCGGUGAGCACGCGCGUCAUUAUAAAUACGUUAGUUGCCAGGGCAUUUGGCAAAACGAAUCAUGCCUUAUUUUAUCCGUGAGGAACUAACUGAAGCCUGGCGGAACCGGCAAAAUUAUUCUCUCAUCCCUCGGUGUCUGAGCGCGUGGUGGAGACGCCAUUUUUGCGGUUAACCCAGAAAGGGCUUCAGUGUUUUAAAUGGGCGCUCAGUAAAACAAGAUAAUGUGCGGCGGCAGUCAACAGACAUUCGCUUUGACAGCUCUCUAGUUCUUUCUUAGUCUACUGUGGCUUUUGGAUUGUUCUAGAUGACGUCACGAGGUUAAGUGGCAGCAUAAGGAGAGCUUGUGUUGGGUGCAAAACAGCUUUAGUCAGGACCAAUUCUGGCCCUUCAACUGGAGGAUUUUGUGUUAAAGUUGAUUUAAGCGAUUCCAAGAAGGAAAACUUCACUCGAGAGUUGGCUGAGGAUUGCGUGUAUAUGAAGAUUAUUCGCCAGUUUCGCCCUUUAAAUCGUCGACUAGUCUAAGCUCGCGUGGAAAGCCGCCUAAAGCCUCUUUAAUCAUUCCAUCAAUUUGUCUCGAGGCGAGCUUUGCCAUUGUUACGUGUGCGCCACGUUCGGUGAAACAGCGAUUUACCUGACACAACCAAGCGCGAAAGACAUCACCAAGUAGCGUGUGAGAAGCGUGUGCAAGCAGGCCGGCCUGCUGCCCUUAUCUCUAGAGUCCUAUCACCUCAUACUCCAAAACAUCACGCAAGGUUUAACACGGAGGUCGACGGUAUUUGAAACUUGUCUACAGCGCUGAAUCAGAUUUCUCGCAGUCACAUUCCAGUGCUCUCCAUAAGUGCGCGUGUUCCGUUGAUUAACGAGUAAUAGCAUUGACUGCGGACGUUAUUGACGAGUCGCUAGCUACUAGCUCCGCCAUGUCUGUUUCUGUGGUGCUUCCUUUUUACACGGCAUCGCUGGCCUUGCUGUUGGCGUUCGCCAUCCUGCGGUUUUUAUUCUGUACGCUUGUGUUUCGCAAGCUGGUCGUGAAACUCUUCAUCAAGUUUGCCGGAUGCCAGAUCAGCCAAGAGGUGUACGGCAAUGGUCUGUUUGGAUGGGAGAUGUACAAGGCUGUGACGGAGACAUUGAUGAUAGAUCUUCAGAAAAAAGCCAAGCCCGGUAAAGAAGCCCCCAAUCCCUCCCUCGUGUCUGCCGAUGGUCAAUCUCGAUUACAUCUCUUAGACUUUGCCAAGGAGAGCAGGCCGCUUGUGGUCAAUUUUGGCAGUUGCACGUGUCCUGUGUUCAUGAAGAGAUUGCGCGAGUUUGGCGAGAUCAUGGCGGACUUUGGCGACGUAGCUGACUUCCUAGUGAUUUACAUCUCAGAAGCGCACCCAACGGACGGAUGGGCCUUCAAGACGGCUUUUGACGUGAAACAGCACCGCAGUUUAGAGGAACGGAUUGAGGCGGCCCAGCUGUUGAUGAAUGCGUCCAAGCUGAAGGCACCCUUGAUGGUGGAUUCCACGGAGAACGCAGCGAACUUUGCUUAUGGCGCUCUGCCAAUACGCCUUUACAUCAUUUUGGAUGGGAGAGUGGAGUUCACCGGCGGGAUGGGACCGACAUUUUACAAAACACAAGAGGUCAGAAGGUGGCUGGCGAGAUGGAAAGAAAGUGAAGGCAACGUUUAAUCGCUGCUGUAUACUGACUUAAACAAAACAGCGCCAUUUGAUAGGCAGGCUGAACGAAGAACUACAAAAGUAGCUGCUGUGUUACGUUCUCUACUCGUCAUUGUGCGAAUACCAUUCAGCGCCCUGAUUCAGCACUACAAAAUCGACGGGUUUUGGACUUUGCGCAAAAACACUAUGGACAACAACGAACGCUAGGCGAACUUGUAUACGCCGCGCGCGUGCAUCGUAUCAUAUUCAACAGACCUGAAAAUGCGAAUGUUGCCAGUUUGGCGAAGGAAAAAACGAUAAAUUUGACAUGAAUUUCUUUCGUGGUCUCUUGGAAAUUCCUGACUGGGAAACAGACACCGUUUAAUUUACCAUACAUACAUAUCUAUAUAUACACUUAUUGCUCUCAGUAAGAGACGUUUUGGGGUAUAAAUUAACCAGUUCAGUUUGUUUCAGUUGGUUGGAAGCAUGUAUGAUCCGUUUUUUCGCCUUAAAAGCCAAUGUCACCAAUUACGUGGCAUUUGCCUGUGGCUAAUUAAGGACGAAAAUACGAUCCAACUAUUUUAAUCUCGGGCUGCACAGUCAUCCCAUUUGUGUUGUAAAACAAAACAAGGUGAGACAAAUAAAUAGAGUUCGAAAAAUUGAA
Molecule: messenger RNA, 4256 nt
Organism: Orbicella faveolata
Lineage: Eukaryota; Metazoa; Cnidaria; Anthozoa; Scleractinia; Merulinidae
Product: calcium uptake protein 3, mitochondrial-like
Biological process (GO): calcium import into the mitochondrion; mitochondrial calcium ion homeostasis
Cellular component (GO): uniplex complex
Molecular function (GO): calcium ion binding
Source: RefSeq, a predicted model, not a curated record